Messenger RNA from Neurospora tetrasperma FGSC 2508, 1113 nucleotides. RefSeq lists its product as uncharacterized. The transcript is spliced from 2 exons. The coding region runs from base 1 to 1113 and encodes 370 amino acids. The record is from RefSeq and is a predicted model, not a curated record. NCBI's taxonomy places the organism in Eukaryota, Fungi, Ascomycota, Sordariomycetes, Sordariales, Sordariaceae.
AUGUACUCCUCGGACUCCGACUUUCUAGAUAGCGACAACGAGGUCGUGGCGCCGCGCAAUGGAGGUAGUAAGACCACAGCGGCGCCCCCGCCAGUUUACUCUUUUGACGAACUACAGGUCUUCAAGGAGUCAACGAAGCAGGCCGUUUUUUGCGCGAUAGACUUCGAAACAGUGGACGACCACAUUGGCGCGGACCUCCAGAAAAUGUCGGAAAUUGGAGUGGCGAUUUACGACCUACGAGAUAGUUCUUCCUCCCCAGAAACAACCACCAAUACAUGUACCUCAACUUCCAAUACUAUUUUGGAGGAUCUAGCGAAGUCAACGACCGCUAUCCAUCUUCUCGUGGAAGAGUGGAAGCAUGAGACGGAGACUACGUGUAAGGCCUUCUGGCAUCGAGACCGGACGAAGAAGGCCGGAGUCCCUCACACGUCGACGAUCCUCGGCCGUGACCAAUCUAUCGAAAAGCUGAAAGCCAUCCUCCAAAGCCUCACGAGCCAGAAUCUCACUUCCGCGGAAAGGGAAAACGGAGACCAAAGACAGGUCAGACUUCUCUUUUGGGACUCGGGACUUGAAGAUAGAAUCUUUCGACAGGCUGGCAUCAACCUCCACGAGCUCGGCAGUGAUAUCCAAGCUUGGGACCUCCAGGCGUGGUCGCCAUUCCGCAUCCGCUUGGACAACGGCAAGAACAAUGGUCAAGCAAAGGGAGAAGAGGCUUUUGCUAGCCUGGGGGUUCUCGGGGCGACAGACCAUGUGGGAAAUCCCACAACAAUUCUUCACAAUGCGACAAAUGACACAGUCGCACAAUUGUUGGCUUUCUUGAGAUUUGAGGUCUUAAAGAGCGGCGAGUGGAUGGCGUGGUUCGAUGAUAGGAUCAACCUGUCUCCAAUUUCAUUCGACUGGCUGGAUGAAUCCAUUUAUCAGGACAACAUAAGUCGGGCUCCUGGAAACCAGAGGAGACAUCAGCCAAGGAAGCGGAUGCAAGGGCAUGGGAACCACAUCCAGGGAAAGCAUGGCCAGUCUUUGGACGCAAAGCAAUCUUCAAGCUGGAAGGAACCACUUCACGGGGGCAACUACAACAGACAGAACGGUACACCUGGUUCCAGCAACAUUUAA